This is a messenger RNA of Alternaria postmessia, 1407 nucleotides long. RefSeq lists its product as uncharacterized. The coding region runs from base 1 to 1407 and encodes 468 amino acids. Gene Ontology annotation, molecular function: glycosyltransferase activity. Gene Ontology annotation, cellular component: membrane. Lineage: Eukaryota; Fungi; Ascomycota; Dothideomycetes; Pleosporales; Pleosporaceae. The record is from RefSeq and is a predicted model, not a curated record. The transcript has 2 exons.
AUGACGUACGAUAUCCUGGGGAAACAAGCUUUCCACCCCAAGCCUUUCGUGUCGACAGCGCAUGGCUCUGAGUCGCAAACCGACAGUGAACCUGACUUCUGGACAUGGGACACGAAGACCCAGUUCAAGACUAGAGAAAGUGUUGGCCAGCAGAGCGGCGUCGCAGACGAAUGCGCUCUCUUUCCAGUGCACCUUCUCUCGAAGAUUCAGGUCGUCCUAAAAACUGGAGCAGCAGACGAUGUGUCGCGGACUGAUGCGCAGCUUUCGACGGUCAUAAAAUGCAUCUCCAACAUCUUGAUCGUUUCAGACGGGAACCACACCUACGGUCGUGACCACCAAGCUAUCGACACUCUCGCGAAUCUGCCGCCGAACACGUACUUGAAGCCUGAGGAUUACGUCGUCUACGAGGCGCAAAAAAAUGCAAGCCAGGAGGGCAGGAAGCUGCAGCAGGGUCAUAAAGGCUGGGUGAUCGACAAGUACAAGUUCUUGCCGGAAGUGGAGAAGGCGAUUGAGCGCAACAAUGCGGCCGAGUGGUACGUGUUUCUUGAAAGCGAUACGUACAUGUUCUGGGACAACGUCUUCCGUCUUUUAGAGAACUACAAUAGCUCAGUGCCUUACUACUUCGGAUCGCCAUCGCCUGGCAGAAAGUACCAAUCUGGACCAGAUCCUGAGAACGAAGGGCAGGUGUGGUUUGCAUACGGAGGCGCAGGCUUCAUACUCUCCACGGCCGCUGCGCACCGACUGGUGGAUCGUCCAAGCAACAGCAUCGGCCUCAAGGGUCCUCGGCUCGCUAUCGAAUACAUGGAAGACAUCAGAGCCGACUGCUGUGGCGACAGUAUACUGGGAUGGGCUCUGCACGACAAAGCUGGAAUAAGUAUCGGUGGACUAUGGCCCAUGUUCAGCCCUCAUCGGCUCGAAAACAUCCCGUUUGGCAAAGACUACUGGUGCGAACCUGUCAUCAGCCUACACAAGACUCACCCGUUCCUCUAUAAAGACCUUUGGUCCUGGGAGAACGAACGAAGAUCAGCAAGUGAGCACCCCGUGCUCUAUCGUGAUCUACUUUUCUCGUUUCACGGCAACUUCUCUCAGCGCGAGAACUGGGAUGCAGCAUUCGACGCAGGCUUUCAGCUGCCUGAUAAUUCCACUGUCCACACGAGUCUCGAUGCUUGCAGAACCGGGUGUUUUCAACACAACGAUUGUAUGCAGUACACUUGGCAUGGACGGCACUGCUAUUACGCGAAGGCUUUGUAUAUUGGUAAUGCGAAACAGCCAGAUGGCCAUCACGACCCAGAAGAUAGAAAGUAUAUCAGUGGUUGGGAUAUCACGAAGAUACAAACUCAAAGCUUCGAGAGAACAUGCGAAGAGGGAGCGCAUUGGGUGAAACCAAGCAUCGAAAGAAAGUACUGA